This is a messenger RNA of Volvox carteri f. nagariensis, 1845 nucleotides long. RefSeq lists its product as uncharacterized. Bases 287 to 1579 code for a protein of 430 amino acids. The transcript has 6 exons. The record is from RefSeq and is a predicted model, not a curated record. Gene Ontology annotation, molecular function: nucleic acid binding; zinc ion binding. NCBI's taxonomy places the organism in Eukaryota, Viridiplantae, Chlorophyta, Chlorophyceae, Chlamydomonadales, Volvocaceae.
CAUACGCCGAGAAUAUAUCGUUCUACUUCACAUUAAUUCGGUUACCUGUGACGGGCCACCAUUCACGGAAUGCCUUGACACUACCACUGACCGCAAGCCGCCCGUCCUACGUGCGUUGUUAAUAUGGAUAAAAAGCAUACCUCCCUUAGCGCACAGGCAGCGCAGCUGCAGCGGUCCAUUCAGAGUAGGGAGCAGCGACGGAUUGCCGAAAAGGCUCAGCGCUAUGUGAGUCCAUCGCCUCCUUGCAGACCGAACGUUCUACUGUCACUUCUGUUAUGCCGAACCAAUGGCUGUUCUUGUUGAAAACCUCCGCGUGGGUCCAUCGGGACAGGAAGCUGCCGAGGCAGCCGGCGAGUAUGGCGCUUAUGAUGCCCCCCCAGCCAAACGUGUGGCUUCUGGCAAUGCCGGCCGUAGUGCGGCCGUGGCGAAGCUGUCAGAGAUUUCCGCACUGGCGUCCCAGCCGACCGAGUUGUUUCGCUGCGAGCUUUGCAACGCCAACUUCCCUAGUCAGGCGCAGUACCAGCAGCACCUGGCGGGGCCGGUGCAUCGGAAGGCCCUGGACAAACUGGCCGAGCAGCAGCUGGCUGCGCAGCGCCGGGCCGUCUACCAGGACAUGACGGAUUCAGCGCUGGGGGCGGCGGCCUGGUCGUCAGCACAUGGAGGAGGUGCAGGUGGAGGCGGAGGUUUCGGAGGCGGUCGUCAGCAGCAUCCAGCUGGGGCCUAUCCGCCGUCAGCAGCAGGAGCCGCAGGAGCGGUAAACAGUUUUGCCGGGGGCCACGGCGCCGUGAGUGCCGGUCGGAUGCCGGGUGGCGGCCGUGGCGUUGGGGAACCCAGGAGCACCCCUGCCGCGGCGGGGCGGGGCAGCAAGGGCUCCGGUCAUCCUGCCUGUGCUGCACCACGGCGCCAUGACGUGAUGAGCCAUGAGGAGGUGGUGGCAGCUGCUACACGAAGUGAUGAGCCGCUGACCAUAGGAGUAACCACUCCCACGGGUGCCUUGCGUACGACGGAUCUUUCGGGCUCGUUGAAUCGACAACACCAUCACAAGCAUCAACAACAGCGUAAUGAGCAGCAGUGCGAUAAUGACAAGGAAGAAGGACGACGAGAACAGGAAGACCAACACGACGGUCAACAACAACAACAACAACAGCAGCAGCAACAGCAUCAGCAGCACCUGGAGGCGCAGAACGGCAGCCUCCCUAAGGAAGCCGCCAGGGAGGGCACAGAUUACGGUAGCAGCGGCGGCGGCGGCACAGGCGGAGGACUGCUGGGCCUUGUGUACGACAGUGGUGACGAUGAUGAUGAUGAUGAUGAUGAGGGUUGCGUGGAUGCGAAUGAGGAUGCGGGAGUGCGCCAGGAGGGGAAAGGUUCGCUCGGUAGCAUGGCGGCGGCAACCGCGGCGGGAGGAAGCGCACGGCCAACAGGUGCUGCUGCGGAGGGAACGGAGGCAGAGGGGAAGGAUGGUGCCGGUGGUGGAACCACUAGCAUGCACGAAUACGUUAGCAGCGAUGAUUGCGACAGUGAUGUUGAGAGCGGCGAUGGCGAUUUACAGGGCCCCAGCUUCACUGGGCCUUUCUUUUGACUAGGACUCGUGAUUUCCUUUGGGUGUGGAGUUGGUGCAAAUAGCUCCUGUCGCUCAUCUCUUUCUCGACUGACUGAUAUGCUUCGUUCCUUGCACAUGAGGGGGGUUACGGAGAUACCAUUGAUUGUUAAUGCCGCCACUGACAAACUAAUGUUUGUUGCUAUGAUAGUUAUGACCGAAAAAAAAAUCCUACAUGGGUUCGUGAUACAGAAUGGUCUAUAUAGAUCUUGCCAUGGUAUAAUAGAUAGGACUGAAAAUGAAUGGUU